Amaranthus tricolor (Joseph's coat) is the source of this 1058-nucleotide messenger RNA. RefSeq names its product mitochondrial uncoupling protein 3. Gene Ontology annotation, biological process: transmembrane transport; response to cold. The coding region runs from base 55 to 975 and encodes 306 amino acids. The transcript has 2 exons. NCBI's taxonomy places the organism in Eukaryota, Viridiplantae, Streptophyta, Magnoliopsida, Caryophyllales, Amaranthaceae. The record is from RefSeq and is a predicted model, not a curated record.
UAUUUAUAGGUGAGAGAGAUUUGGGUGUGAAUAGUUCAUGAUCAAACAUCGACCAUGAAAUCCAGGCAAGUACAAGAACCGACGCACAAGAAUAUCCUACUAACCUCCAUCUCAGCAAUGGUGGCCGAGACAACCACUUUUCCUAUUGACAUUACCAAGACUAGACUUCAACUUCACGCUUCUUCAUCCACAACCACGAAUGCCUUUAAGGUAGCUCUUAAUAUUCUUAAAAACGAAGGUUUUCUGGGUUUAUACCAAGGUUUAUCCCCUGCUCUCAUUCGCCAUUUCUUCUACACUCCUAUUCGCACUGUGGGUUAUGAACAUUUAAGAAAUUCCGUUCUUGUUGCUCAAUCUGAUUCUCAUGGUGCUUCUCCCUCUCUUUCUCUCCUCUCCAAGGCCAUUGUUGGUGGCUUAUCUGGGGUUAUUGCCCAGGUGGUGGCAAGCCCAGCUGAUUUAGUUAAGGUUAGAAUGCAAGCAGAUGGUCGCCUAAUCUGUCAAGGUAUGCAGCCCAGAUAUUCUGGCCCGAUAGAUGCUUUUAUCAAAAUAACUUCUGCUGAAGGAUUUCGAGGACUUUGGAAAGGGGUAUUUCCGAACAUGCAAAGAGCAUUUUUAGUCAACAUGGGCGAGUUGGCAUGCUAUGAUCAUGCAAAGCAUUUCAUUAUUAGAAAUGAGAUAGCAAAUGACAACAUUUAUGCUCAUACCCUUGCAUCUAUUACGUCGGGGCUCUCAGCAACGACGUUGAGCUGUCCGGCUGACGUAGUAAAGACACGAAUGAUGAAUCAAGCAGCAAGUGAGGAUGGUAAGUUGAUGUACAGAAACUCUUAUGAUUGUUUGGUGAAAACAUGUAAGGUUGAAGGAGUAAGAGCAUUAUGGAAGGGAUUCUUUCCUACAUGGGCAAGGCUCGGUCCUUGGCAAUUUGUGUUCUGGGUCUCAUAUGAGAAGCUUAGGCUUAUUGCUGGCCUCCCUUCUUUCUGAUUUUCAGUCAUCGGAAUUAUUCUUAUAGCUUUUUUGUAACACAUUGGUUCUUAUACCAAAAUAAUGGUUGACUGUUUUGUUCA